AUGGCUUCCCCUAUUGUUCUCGCUUUUGACGCUGAGGGUCGAGCCAUUGACUUUGAGGUUUGGGUAGAUGACCUGCAGCUCUUCUUACAGUGCGAUAGGGCAGACGGUCUCUCCCUCUUUGACCUCACCUCUGGCGCCUCUCCUGCCGCUGCUGCUGAUGCUGACCCCACUGUUCGCUCCCAGUGGGCCAUACGGGAUGCUGCUGCACGUCUUGCUGUGCGUCGCCACCUCCCUACCUCUGAGCGCGCGCACUUUAGUCAGUACAAGAGUGCUCACACCUUAUACGACGCUAUAGUUGCGCGCUACUCUUCCCCUGCCACUGCUGCACUGAGCCGCCUCAUGCUACCGUACCUCUUUCCUGACCUUGCUGCCUUUCCCACAAUCGUUGACCUCGUUACGCACCUCCGCACUAGUGACACUCCCUACCGCGCCGCACUUCCUGCUGAGGGUGUUCCCCUUCCCCCUUGUUGCCCUCUGUCGUCUCUGCUGCUGCGGCCGACCUCGCUGGUCUUGAAUCGGUCGGUGCGGCGUCUGCCAUUAGCGGGAGACGCCACCCUGGCAAGGGCAAGGGGGGCAAGGGCGCGGGUGGGGCUAGCGGGGGUGGUGGAGGUGGCAAUGGGGGCGGUGGGGGGAGUGGGGGUGGCAGUCGGAGUGGUGGCGGGGGUGGAGGUGGCGGUGGCAGCGGCGGAGGCGGAGGCGGCGGUAGCGGUAGCGGUGGGAGCGGAGGCGGCAGUGGCGGCGGAGGUGGAGGCAGCGGUGGUGGAGGAGGUGGAGCUGGUCGGGGUGCGUCAGCGUGGUGGGGGUUUUGGCCCGUGCACCUACGUCCUCCGCUCCGGCGACCGCGCGGGUGAGCAAUGUGGGGGUGCUCACCCCACCCAGCGCUGCUUUGGCCGCCUGACGGACGCUUGGCGUCACCAGUUCCCGGAGGCUAGUGAGAUCCCCCACUGGGGAGAGCUGUCUAGGGCAGGCGUAGCUGUCUUUGAUCUUGACUUUGAUGCUAUCCUUGCUGCCAUGUAUGCUUUGACUAUUUGUGAUGAGGGGGACUGUUACCGGUGUUUCCCGCCCGACCCGGGCAUUGGUACUGCUGCUCUAGGUACUAGUGAGGCUGCUGCUCUAGGUGCCAAUGCGUCCGCGCCCUCAGGUGCUGGUGAGUUUGCGCUCUCAGGUACCACGUCGGCUUCGGCCUCCCUCACCUUCACACUUGACUCAGGGGCUUCUCGCUCCUUCUUUCAAGACCGCACCACACUCACGCCGCUUGGUCGGCCGGUUGCAGUCUCCCUGGCAGACCCCUCUGGGGGUUCUGUCCUCUCUCACUUCUCCACUGUCCUCCCGUGUCCGGCUGCCCCCUCUGGCACCUUGUCUGGUCUUUACCUCCCCUCGUUCUCUACGAACUUGGUGAGUGGUGCUGACCUGCAAGAUACGGGGGUUCACCAGUUCACUCCGGCGAGUCAGCGGGUGACUGUGAGGAUCUGGGAUCGAGCUCAGAAAAGAUGA
Messenger RNA from Closterium sp. NIES-65, 1494 nucleotides. Lineage: Eukaryota; Viridiplantae; Streptophyta; Zygnematophyceae; Desmidiales; Closteriaceae. The record is from the annotation of a GenBank genome assembly.